CCCCUCGCGGUAGAAAAUCGCAGCUUCGAAAAAGCUAUGGAAAAAACGGCUUUUUGUUGAGAUUAACCCCCCAGUGUAUUCUUCAUGACCAUUACAAGUAAUCAGCUGUUUAAAGGGCUUUAUUAUCAUCACAUCUCUUUAUCUUACACUCAGGAAAUAUGAAAGGAAAAAAUACACAGUCAAGGAGAAUUCUCGAUACCGCAAGAGUGAGGACAAUCACAGAUAAAAGGAAAACGUUGGAGAGAAAUUCUGCAGAGAUUCGUUCCAUAGUGUCCAAAUGCUUUAAUCAACUGUCAAAUUCACUUAAAAUCCGCGAGAAACAGUUAUUACGUCAAAUUGAAGUAAUACACAAUCAACAAUUAUGCAUAAUUCAAUCAAAUUGGGAGCUCCUCCCCUCAGUACCAUCCAUUAAUAUAAAUCUUGACAACUGGCAAUAUUUAGAAUCCUCCAUCCUGAAACUUGGGAGACUAGAACUACCGGACAAGGACGGGCUCGUUGUGAAAGACGUUGAACCGUACAAAGUUGAGGAGUACGAGGAAACAAACAAAGAUCAUGUUAGCUUCGACAAAUCAAUCAAGCUCGAAAAUCGUAGUGAGAGUAUCGUUAGUUUAUGCAGGGAAAUGAAUUUCUCUACUUAUUGGAAUUAUAUUGAUUCACCGACCCGCUCUGUUUCUCCUGAUUUCGAUGUGGGAUUAGACGCUGCUACGAUUGUGGAAAAAAAGGUAAAAAAAAAAGAGAAAAUGGAGAAUAAUAAUUUCUCUCCUACCUGUUCACCUGUGUUAGCAUCGCAGUCUAACAUGACUACCAAUUCCAAAGAUAUUUCAAAACUAAAAAGUUCGAACAUUAUUUGGCAUUUAACUGAUUCUUCUCCACAUCCUUGUGACCAGCAAACUAUUGAAGAAACAAUUCUAGACUCUGACGUCAGCUCAAAUUCAGGCAAAGAAGAAGCUAACAUUCUCGGAACAUCUGACAUUGAUAAAGGUGAAAAGCACACUGAAAUUCCAUUUGAUAGGGACCCGAAAAAAUCUGUAGAAAUCCCAAACAACAGUGUCAAUAUCGAACGAGAUCAGCAUCCAAAGCAGAUUCAGCAGUGGCUCCAGCAGAUUCUUGUGGAGACAGAGACAGAGCCAGUGAUCGACGAAAUCGAGCCGUUCGCUAAAAUAUCAAAGUCAAGAUUUUGAGAACUUGGACUUUCACUAAGAACUUGAAAAGUUACGCUCAUUAAAUAUGGAUUAAGGGAAUUGUUCAGUAAUUUAGUAUUUACAUUAUUUAUUAUAGCUUUCAGAUACUUAAUUCUAUCAUCUUAUAUCCAAACUGGGGCCAAAGUUUCUAUGUGAAUAGAAGACCUAUAUGGAGUCUGAUUUUUUCAAUUCCUCUUAUGGUAUUAAUUACAAGAUACAUUGAAUUUUUGUAUUAAAAAGUCUCACUCAUUCGUCAUUUUUUCUUUCAUUUUAAAAGGGCAGUUUUUUGAGAAAAAUCCGUUAUUCAACUGGCAGCCAUAACAUAAGGAAUAAAAAACUUUAACAGAAGGAUUUUGCAAUUUACUGCAUUCUGAGAAUUAUCACUAAUUCAUGGAAACAAUUAGAUACAUAUAAGUGUCAUUUCGCAAAAUCUUGUAUGCAAAUUCAGCCUCCAAAUCUUUGGUGGCUUGUCCUUUGUGUUGUGCAUCAUUCAAAUACAGGAAAUUGAAAUUCUUCAUUAUGAGAGAUAUGCGUGUGAAAUGACGGAGAUUUGUAUGCUUGUACUACGCUUUUAGCUGUUCUUGCUCUAUCACAGGUCAUUCUAGCAUUCGAAAAUUAGAAUUUCUCAUACAGUGGGUUCUAAAAAAAGUUUGAUUAUUAGGGAGAUCUGACAAUUGACUCCGUUUUUAAUUACAUUUGUUGGAAAUGAUUUAAUUUUUUUUAAACCAAGGCCUCAUCAAGGGAUUUAAUGAUCGAAAUUUUUUCACCCAAAACAAGCUUUAGAAUGUUAUAAUCUUUUACGGAACCAGUACGUAUGAAAAAAUCAUACAGGAUAUUCUACAGGAAAUUCUAUGGAGAAUUCGAACAUUUUCUAACGAACUUUUCGGAUAGGAUCUCCUAUCGAGUUUUCUAUAAAAUUUCCUAUAAGAUUUCCUCUAUUUCUCUAUAUUACGAAAAUUCAAAUCGACUUUUGAGAAAAAAAUAUUGAGAAUCGCAUCCAAGGAGUCACAAGGGUCAUUAUUAGGGUCAUAAGCGUCAGAAUAAACGUCGGACAAGAGGCGUCAUAUAGAGGUCUUCUUGAGAGGGAAGAUUGAAUGGAAAGUUCUUGUGAAGGCCUCAUAGGACCCUUGUGAACCUGUCGAUUCAAAGAAUCGAUCGGUUUCAUUUCAUUUCAAUUUUCGGUUUAUUUAAUAACAACUGCAGAUAAACAGACGUUUUCUCCUGUUUCAAUAUUUUUCUCACGGACUCAAAUGAUCAUUUUUUCCACGGUUCAAAAGUGCAGCUGCACAAAAUAAAUUAUCUUGAGUACAAGAUUUGAAAGUAAACUUCCGAGAAAAUUCAUGAAAUGAGACAAUAAAGUUUCAAAUAAUAAGCCGCGAAACACUCUUCAAGUGUUUGUCUCUGGCUAUAUUUUGUCGAUUUUAUGAGUUGCAGGCGGCUACAUGUCGUCGACUAAGGGUCGAAGGUCUAUCACAGACCCUCCGAAACCCACCGAAAUUUCCCUAUGGACAUGGGACUUUUUCCUAUGCGCCUACGCUCUAUGCAUCCACCCGGUGGAUAAGGGAGAUAAACAGGAAAUUUCAACGGUCGAGGGACACUUGCGUCUGUACCCUCUUCUGAGAAUUUUACUGAUAGACUAUUUCAAAAUAAUAUUUUGAAUUUUAAAUAAUUCUUUUACAAAAUGCUUCUAAUUAAAAAAUGGCGAACUGAAUAGUAAAUUAUUUUAUAGUUCUCAAUUCGGAGAACUUCGAAUUAUCAGAAUAAUAUUGAUUGAAUUGCAUUGACUAAUAAUCCAAGUAAUUUACAUGUAAUUAACUAAGUGUUGUGAAUAUUUUUAAUGUGUCUGAAGUUCACAUUUUCAUACUUUGAAACAAUUAAAUAAAUUGCUAUUCAAUUAAAAAUAUUUGAAUCAAUUAAAUUCUGAUAAUUUUUAAUUCAAAUUAAGAGAUACUUUUGACUGUCAAGAUAUUGUUUAAUUGCGAGAGGAUACUUACAAUUCGAUUCUUAAGGAAUUAUUUCCAUUGAUAUCGAAAUUCAUUGAUUAAUCAAUUGUCUUUAAUAUUAAUGCUCAAAUAUUUUCUACUCGCUUUCCAAAUGAGCGAUCAAUUCUUACAUUGAAUUGUGAUUUUCAAUUGCGUUAUAUUUUCACUUCAAUAAUUCAAGAAAUGUAUGAAAAUAAUUAUUUCAAUUAAAUGAGGAUGUGGAAGGAAAAUUAGGACUUCCCGAAAUAAUUUCAUUGGUGGUUGGGGAUAGAAAAGUCCGCCUACACCCCAACAUCCUCAUGUGGAAGAGAUGGAGUUUAACCCUGAAGCAUUAGGACCAGAGUUUUUGAAGUGGGAAAUUCCGGGCCAGGGUCAGAUGCCAUUGAUCCCCGAAUUUUCCCUCCAUGUAUCCUAAGGGCACAUCCUCAGGAGUCGUAAGUAAAACUACUUGCAGAGUAGUUUUCAAAUCAGUUGUUCAUUGUAACCUGUUCGUGUCAGUUGACACUUUUAAAUAUGCAGUUUCUUUCCAAUAAUGAAACCAAGGGUCAAGUUAGAACCCUUUUCUUAUUCAUUUUUUCUUCAAGUGUUCAAUUCACUUUUUUCACUUGUCUUUCGUGUCUCAAUUUUAUUCUGUGAAAGUAAUUUAAAUUCAAUUGUUUAAAAAUCUUUUCAGUGCAGCACUAGUGUAGUCAACUUGCAUUUGGAUUACAUUUUACAUUGGUUGUAAGUUUUUGAACCAUUUCACUUUAUAUCAGAAACCUUUUCUUUUGUUCUGUUAAAUAUAGACUUGUGAAAGUCACGUUAACUUGAA
This is a messenger RNA of Diachasma alloeum, 3974 nucleotides long. RefSeq lists its product as uncharacterized. The transcript is spliced from 2 exons. Lineage: Eukaryota; Metazoa; Arthropoda; Insecta; Hymenoptera; Braconidae. Bases 159 to 1181 code for a protein of 340 amino acids. The record is from RefSeq and is a predicted model, not a curated record.